Molecule: messenger RNA, 2909 nt
Organism: Sorex fumeus (smoky shrew)
Lineage: Eukaryota; Metazoa; Chordata; Mammalia; Eulipotyphla; Soricidae
Gene: MGLL
Product: monoglyceride lipase
Exons: 8
Coding region: 133-1074 (313 amino acids)
Cellular component (GO): membrane
Molecular function (GO): lipase activity
Source: RefSeq, a predicted model, not a curated record
CCGCCCGGCGCCCACCGACAUGAGGGAGCAUCUCUCUUAAGCCCGGGUCUGAUUCUCGAGGCCGACGUGGUGGUGGUGGUGGAGGUGGUGGUGGUCGUGGUGGUCGUGGUGGAAUGCAAGAGCCAGGACGUGAUGGAAACAGGACUUGAGGAUCGUCUCAGAAUGCCGGAGGAAAGUUCUCCCAGGCAGACACCACAGAAUGUUCCCUACCAGGAUCUCCCCCAUCUGGUCAACGCGGAUGGCCAGUACCUCUUCUGCAGGUACUGGAAACCAGCACAUGCGCCCAAGGCCCUGGUUUUCGUAUCUCACGGCGCUGGGGAGCACUGCGGCCGCUAUGACGAGAUAGCUCAGAUGCUGGUGGGCCUGGACCUGCUGGUGUUCGCCCACGACCACAUCGGCCACGGGCAGAGUGAAGGGGAGAGGAUGGUGGUGUCUGACUUCCACGUCUUCAUCCGGGACGUGCUGCAGCACGUGGACUUGAUGCUGAAGGACCACCCAGGGCUGCCCGUCUUCCUGCUGGGCCACUCCAUGGGAGGCGCCAUCUCCAUCCUCACGGCCGCCGAGAGGCCCAGCCAAUUUGCCGGCAUGAUUCUCAUCUCGCCUCUGGUUAUCGCCAAUCCCGAGUCUGCCACCACGUUCAAGGUCCUCGCCGCGAAAGUGCUCAACUUCGUCAUGCCGAACAUGUCCCUGGGGCCCAUCGACUCGAGCAUGCUGUCCCGGAACAAAGCCGAGGUGGACAUCUACAACGCCGACCCGCUCAUCUGCCACGCGGGCCUCAAGGUGUGCUUUGGCAUCCAGCUGCUGAACGCCGUGUCCCGCGUGGAGCGUGCCCUGCCGAGGCUCACGCUGCCCUUCCUGCUGCUGCAGGGCUCGGCCGACCGCCUGUGCGACAGCAAAGGGGCCUACCUGCUCAUGGAGUCGGCCCGGAGCCAGGACAAGACGCUCAAGAUCUACGAAGGUGCCUACCAUGUCCUCCACAAGGAGCUUCCCGACGUCACCAGCUCGGUCUUCCGCGAGAUCAACAUGUGGGUGUCUCAAAGAACAGCGGCCGCCAAGGGGUCCUACUCGCUCUGAGUUCCCGGGGAAGGGGCCUCCCGCGGGGUGGGGGGCGACGGGGGCGGUGGGGGCGGGGCCGGCUGCUUGCGGGUGGGGCUUGCAAAACACAAACAAAACAAACCCAGGGGAAGAAACUUGCCCGACGUCGAGGCGUCCCUUAGUGCACCUGACUCAGAAACCAGAACUUGCUCUCAGCCAGCCGCUGGCGCCGCCAAAGGGACAGCGCAGAGCGGGGUGACCGUCCCCCCCCCAGGGGCCAUGAAACCGAGCAAAACCUCUGCCCCGGCUCCCCGGUCCCCCCCAACCUCCCCCCUGCCCAGGAACCCUGGAGGGCACCUGAUGGCAAUAACAGGAGCCUCCCUGGACCCCCAGCCCUCACCCACCUCCGGCAGCACCCCGGGGUAGAGGGGGGGCGGUAUACCCCCAAACUUCCAAAGGCACAAGCCCCAGGCUGCGGGUUGCCAGGGGUCCCUGGGGUGCUGAGGGCGGGCUGGAACUGCCCGCCUCCAGGGCUAUGUGUAUCGGGGUCCCAGCGGGUCCCCGGCCUGGAGAGCUGAAGAAGAGAGUCUAAUAUAUAGAAGAGUCUAAAGCAGAGACUAUUUUGCUGACAGGGUGUGGGGGGUCCUGCAGGCCUGGCGCCUCGGGGCCCCUCGAGGGAGCCUGUGCCCGCUCCCCCUGCCCGCCUGCAGCCCGGCUGGCAGGACAGAGACUUGGCCGGAAGGGGGUGCCAGCACCCCCAACUUGCCUUCCCCGCCCCCCCCCCACACACCACUGCCCUCCCUUAGUUCCAGCAAUAAACGGGAACCUACCACCAGGGGGCGACAUUCAGCUCCUACUUGCACUUGGGACUCGCUGUUACCUCAUGAGUCCCCCCCAGAGCCAGUGUGACCCCCCUCCUGUCGGGGGGUCACCUGCUCGGCCUUAGAGCGCAGCGCAAGGGGCCCCAGGGCCCCGGAUGAGCUGGCCACCCCCACCCCUGGGAGCUGGGGGCCCUCCCCACGCCCUGUAUUUUCAGGGGUGGUUCUGGGUCCCCGCCAGCAGGUGGCGCCCGGCCCUCCUUGAAGGCCUCUCCCGCAGGGGCAGUUUGGGGGGGUCUCUCACCCAGGCCCCCACCCCGGCGGCCUCCGCUGCACCUCCAGCUCCACUUAGGAGCAAACGCCGGCUCAGGAGAGCAGGAGCCUCCACGCUGAGGCCCGGGGCCGCCCCCCUAGAAUGUUGGUGGCCACCCAGGCCGCUCAGCGCUGGGCAUUGGACCACCCAAGUCGCUUCCAUGGACGCCCCCACGUGACUGGGUCACUGCCCCAGAGCCGGCCCCGACCCACCUUCCACAGGGCAUGACCAGGGCCCGGCAGCUGGGCUCGGCCUGGCACAGGGCUGAGUGGCACUGCAGGUCCGGAGGGGUCUCUGGGCCAUGGGCAGCCUGACCCGGGACAUCAGGAUGUGGGGGGGGUGGUGAGAGGCUGCCAGACAAACCCCACCUGGGGGUCCCCCAGCCAGGCCUCAACCCCAGCACCUGCCCCACCUGUCCCCCCACCUGUGCCUCUGUGGGCACAGAUGAGACGCCUCCUGCACUGGGAGGGGGCUGGGCGGCCCCCCACUUCCCCGCCGUCUCGGGGUGCCGGGUCACAGUGGGAGUCCCCGGCUCGGCUCUGCGCGCCAGGGCCCGUUCUUCCUCUCGCCCACCGAGCACUAGCAGAAACCAGUAGGGUCCCCGCAGCUUCCCAGCAAGUCAGUCUGUCACUGUCCCCGCGGCUCCGCACAGCCCUGCGCCCGGCCAGCCCGCGGGGACGCGCACCUGGUCACAGGAACUGAUGUACACCACGGCUAACCCUAAUAAACACGUCUCCUGACCG